UGUUUGACGAACUUUAAUAUACAUUUGCUAUAAAACAGGCAGCAAUUACCAGAAUGUGAUACCCAAAUAAAAACCCAUGAUCCAUUUGCACGACAGAUCUUCAAUUUACUCACAUUCAUGUGAAAGAGACACAUAAAAAUGAUAUCCAUGCUUAAAAUCACUUAGAAGCAGUCUGAAAGACCCCACAGUUGCAAGUGAUACUGCAGUACUUAGCUAAUACUCAUGUUUCGAUGGCUUUGCCUUCAUGAUUCUUCCAGUGGUUCCUUUAUGUUUCCUGGUAUUUUGCCAAACACCUGUGAAUCAGUGCACAACAAAUAUUCCUGCCAUUUAAUUUAGCCUUGCACAGAAAGGCUGUAUUAGGCCUGAUGCAGACCUAAUCCCAAACCUCUAAAGAGGUUUAAGGCACUCUGGUUUCACCUAAUCCCGAAACCUAAACCAGAAUCAUUGAAAACCUCCAUAACACCACAGGAAUGGGCAAAUAAAGGGUUUCCACUAUGAAAUUAUUAAAAGGACACAGUGUAUCUUUUGGAUUUGAGACCUAAAGCUUUACCUAAGGAGCUUGGACUGUCCACAAUAAAAGUGUUUAUUUUGGAGAUAGGAGAUUGAAAGGUUUAUUUGACUAGAGAGCUGCUCUCACCCUUCCCACCCAAAAAAGAAAAGGGGUGAUCCCCUAGAAGAGUGAAAAACGGGAAAAGGAAUCUACAAGUAACAAGGCAGGUGAAGCCCCGGCUUCUGUUCAAGCCUCAGCCAUGGUUUUCCCUGAGAAAGAGCGAGAGCAAAGCCCCUGGUGCACAGCAGGGCUGCUGGUCCCUGAAGUUCCUUGCAGCAAACACCUAAGGAAAGAGUUAUUGGUGAUAACAAUAAAUACACCGCUGUGGUUCAAAAUGGAGGCUCUGCUCUUUUGAGAUCUUACUGAUGAGAGAUAACAUGUAAAAACGUGCACUGUAAUGGAACUUUCAAUUACAAAUUGCAUCCAACUGUAGUAAAUUUGAUCUUGCAUUAAUUCAUGUUAAAUUAAUUGGAUUCUGUCAUUCCUGAAUUCUGGUAACCACCUUGUCUUGCAAUAUAACUCAUUAUCUUUGUAUUGUGAAAGGGGUAUUUUCCAAGGUGACUGUAGGGAAUACUAGCUGUACCAUAUUCUAAUAAACAUUUAGGUCCUAACAAAUUAAAGACCUGAAAGUAUACUGCACAUGUGGUAACAUUAUGCUUAGCAUUUUAUAGCAAUGAUCUGCUGCUCUAAAUCUCUUCAUUCAAAUCAUUUCAGUAAAACAUGUAGGGAAAUACAAGGCUAUAUUUUUGCAUUAUUCAAUACUGGAAAUAUCUGUGCUUAGGACAUUCCUAAUAAUGAGAAGCAUAGCUACCUCAGUGUACUGUGUUUUCACAAUCACCGACGGCAUUUCAAGAGCCCUUUAGAGCAAGGAUUUAAGAACCAGUGUCCCUACUGAUGACUUUAUAGCAUUUCAGUCAAUAAACAAACCCCAGAUUUACCUUCACAAACUCAUGAAAAAUCUCCAUGCCUUUGAUUACAUCAACAGAAAUGGAACAGAACAGCAAUUAUUUAACAGCACUGUGGUACUCUAGGUGUAAUUUAGUUUUCAAAGGCUCUUUCAUUCCAUAGGUGAAAAUGGCAGGAAAGCUGAGCAGCAGUUUUAUAGGGUAGCAAUCUUUCUAGCUGUAAUUAUAGCAGUAUAGCCUUCUGAGAAGCUAAAUGACAAAGCUUGUAUCUCCUAGCCAGGUAACACAAGCAAAUGAGGGUUUAUUUGCUUUCCUUGAGCGAGUGUUGGUGUAGCUGCAGAGCAACAGGGGACACUUAGCGGGGGAAGGACUCUGGCUUUCUGCAGUGCUGUCGUGUCACAUGCACUGAGCCUGCCAUCACCGCUCUGAGGGUAGAUGGAUAUGUUAGCAGGGUGCAACUCCAAUCCCACAUAGCAGAAUUUUUGUUAUAGUGGCAUUUAACUGUUGCCUGAUUUAAUCCAAUUGUAACACCAAACCAUUAACUUCUAUUUGGAACCAUUUCAGGAGGUGACUUUGUUUCCUGAAGAGGCUCUCCUGCAAGACAGCAUGUGGAAAGAUAAGUGUGGCUACAUUGCACUGAAAGACCUGGGUCUGUUUAUCCCAGAACGAACCCAGACUGACAGCGGUUGCCAAAGGAGACAAAUGAAUGCAGGAACGCGGUAAUGCCGUGCUCAGCAGAGCUCCAGGUAAAUGAAUUCUCUGUAAGCGGAGUUGAGGAGAGCCUGAAACACUGCCCGGCGAGCACCCCGCGUGUCGACUGCAGUGAGCUCCGGGGAAUCACGCGAGUCACAAACCAGGCACAUGCUCCAUGGCAACGCCGGACACCAGCGCCCAGCCAGGGCCUUCCCAACCGGUUCCAGCACAACCCGCCCGUGCCGCAGCCCUCUGCUCUCAGACGUUGUUCUUCGCACGUUCCGGUGCUCGCGUCUGGCUCCACGGAGCACUGACACGGUUCACGUCCCGCCCGGACCUGCUGCUCGGUGAUGGCAAAGUCCUUUGGGGAUGGUGAGCCGGAGCUGCGGCGAAGCCCCCGCCGCCCUAGGGCCCUGCGGCUGCGCUGGCUCCCGCCGUCCCGGCUCCGCACUGGCGGUACCACGGACCCGCCUGACCGGCCGUCACGGGGCUAACGGCACCGCGGGCCCGCCGCGCCGACAGCGCAUGCGCGCGGCCCUGCUUCCCCGCGACGUCACGGACGGGCCGCCAGUAUCGCGCUCGGCGCUCCUCUGUGUCUGCCUGGUUCCCGGGAGGAGGAUCGCCGAAUCAUCGCUGUCACGCUUCUUCCCUCCCCCAGGCGGAGCGGCGCUCGGAUAGAAGAUCUUGCACAUUUAAGGAAGAAAACAUAUUACAAUAUAAUUGUAUUUACUGAGAAAUUACUAAUUGAGGUGCCGUAUAGCGAGGCAGCAUUUUGCAUCACCCGGGGAUGUCUAAGGUGUUUCUAAGUCCCGCUGUGUUGCGGCACAAUUCCGGGAGGCGAAGCAGGUGCUGGUGUGUCCCGAUGUGCCGCCGCUGCCCGGGCCGCUCACACAGCACAGGCGCUGCCUGCGCGGGAAGGGCCGCCGCACUCGGGCAUUUCCACCACCAUCAAACCAGUUCUGCGCAGUGCGUUAGAGGCUGGAAACGUGGGAGUAUUGUGUUUGGAAAGCUCAUGCUGCAGGGGCUGCCUGCUGUAUUUUAAUACUGGAGCUUGUAAAUGUAAUGGAAUACACAAAAUUGCUUCGCACUGUUAAUUUGAGGGAGUCGUUUAUGUGCACUGACUUCCUCCGCAGUUACAGCUUGCGACCCGCUUGGAAAACACACCCACACGCUAUACAGCGUGGCAGGUGUCACCCAACUUACCAGUGAGUGCAUGGAGGCACAGAAGUGCGGGAUAAAAAGGGGCUUUUGUAUUAAUUAAAAAGAAAGAACCUAAGAAGGGGGGAGAACAAUUUCUUCACAUCUUUCUCAACUCCUUCUUUCCUCUGAGUUUUCCUUUGGGAAGGGUGGCACCUGGUAGAUGAGGAAUUUUCAAAAAAUAACAGGGAUUUCAUAUAUCUGUUUGUGAGCACACCUGGAUGCGUCGAAUAUUUUGCAGUAGUAAUUAUGUCUGCACACCUGCUGGUUUCAGUCCCAAAUCAGUUUGCCAGACAUGCCUAGAGAGAUUUAUUUCUCCUAUACCUGAAAACACUCUUUUACCACAGAGUUUUCACCGCUCUGAAUAAGCCUAAAGAAAAAAGAGGAGGAUUUUUUCUUGUCUUUGCUUGAGCCCUUGGUCUCUCAAACUGAACUGUGCAGUUUGUAGGGGGAGGAGGGCGUUUGGAUGAUAUUUUAAUAGCAAUUUGUUUUUGCUUCAAUGUGUGAUAGAAAUACAAGUGACAGGAGUGGGAACAGGAGAGUUGCUGAAUUCUGCCGGAAUUUUUCCUGUGGGAAUCUCUUAAUGUUUCUAAUUCUCUGAGAGAUUUUUCGAAGUCAAAGAAGCUGCUGGCUGCCUUGUCCCAGCACAGCUCUGGAGGGUCAUUUGACACAGAAAAGUUGCCCUUGUCCUUUGGUGCUUGCAUACAACUGCCAGCAAAGGCAUUAACGUGCAUGGAAAUACACGGUCAUUGCUCGGAUGGCUCUGCCACCUCCGGAUCCGCAGUUUGUUCUCAGGGGUACCAGCGCUGCAGUCCACACUCUGCAUUUUUCCUGUGGAGGCCAAGAACCUGAUGUCCCCAUUCUUUUCUCUGGGUCUGAGAACGGGUUUAUCCACGUCUGGAACCUGAAAACACACAGAGUGGACGCAGCACUGGAUGGCCAUGGAAGAAAAUCUGUCUACUGCGUGCAGACAAUGGGUGGUAAAGAGGCGCUCCUCAGUCAGGGCCGUGACCAGAGGAUCUGCAUGUGGGAUUUAGCGGAGGGACGGACUUCAGUGACGGAUUCUGUCUUCACAGAGAAUGUGGGGUUCUGCAGAUGCUCUCUCUUAAAGGUGGCGCAGGGACGCUGGCUGAUGGCCAUGGCAGCCAAAGCCACAGAUGAGGUUCAGGUUUUGGAGCUGCCAUCCAAGACGUCAGUCUGUACCUUGAAGCCAGAGGUGGGUGCCAAGCUGGGCAUGCCCAUGUGUCUGAAGCUAUGGCAGCUCAGCUGUGGUUCACAACCUUUACUUCUGGCUGGCUAUGAAGAUGGAUCCGUGGUCCUUUGGAAUUUGUCAACGGGAAAAGCCUUGAGCCAACUUGUUUGCCACCAGGAGCCAGUGAUGAGCCUUGACUUUGACUCGGAGAAGGCCAAGGGGAUCUCGGGCUCAUCUGAAAAGGUGCUCAGCAUCUGGAGCCUCAAUGAGCAACAGAACCUCCAGGAAGAAAAGCAAGUUUUUGGACAUCCAACAGUGACUCAUCACCUGGGGGACAGUGUGGAGGUGUAUGAUCUGUUAGUGCCCUACCACUCCGUUUACAAAACACACAAACUUGUCAACGCUGGCAUAUCUGAUAUCACCAUCCGUCCAGACAAGAAGAUUUUAGCAACAGCAGGGUGGGAUCAUCGCAUGAGGAUCUUUGGCUGGAAAAAACUGAAGCCCUUAGCAGUGCUGGACUACCACACAGCAACUGUCCAUUGUGUGUCCUUCUCAGAUCACAAAAACCCCAGUGAGAGACUGCUGGCAGCUGGCUCAAAAGAUCAGCGCAUCAGUAUCUGGUCAAUAUAUACUCAGACGUGACAUGUUCUGCACUGCCAUGGACAAGGAGAACAGGACUGGGGAAGCAAUUCUUUACAUUGUAAUUCAAACCUGGAUGUGUGGAAGGGGCAGGAUGUAUUUCUAGGCUGAAGUGAGAGUCCUAGGGUAAAUUUUAUGCUGCUUGUUCAGGCUACAAGUUUUGUUUUCCAGAGAGGGAAGUGGAUUUUUUAGAUUCGUAACAAGCAGAGCAAGGCCAGUCACCAAAGGCACAGAACAAGACACCCUGAGUUCUGCUACAGGUUUUGCAACAGCUUUUCUUUGGCAGGUUGCUUAAAUAACUUGUGCCAAUAUCUUUUGAGAAAAAAAGACUGGAAUCCCUCAGACUGCAGUGGGGGCAGAAUAUGUCUGUUUGUAAGUCAUUUAUGUAUCCAAGAAUCUGAAUCAGUGUGAAAUAUCACUCUUUCUUGAAAAUUUAUACCCAUUAAACCACCUCCAGUGGUUUCUCAUUGUCAGUUACUUUUUCUUCCUUGUAAGUGAAAGGCUAUUGGAAUAACCUUGAUUUGUUCACACUUCUGUCAGUUUUAACUUAAACCAACAGCCAGGAAUGUGACUAGGGACGGCCUUUGGCAUUUAUGAAUUUCAUUAUGUCUCCUGUCACCUCAAGCCUCACAAUUAAUCACAAGAAAGAAAGGGGAAAAAAAAAAAUCUUCCCCUGCUCUGCACUGCAAAGCUUUGUAAAGCCUUUUACAGAGCCAGUGCUAAAUCCCUCCCAUAGACUGACUAGCUGAAGGAUUUGAACUCAGCAAUCCAAUUAGCGCCCUUCUCCUUGGAGAGUUAGGGGUAAGUUUCAGCAUGGCAAGUCUGGUAUUCAGCUACACAACUCCCAUUAACGUUUAGAGGAAUUGCAUAGAUAAAUACUUAUCCACACAGUGUGAAUGGCUCCAUUAACUUGUCAUCUCUAUGGUCAUGGAAGCUGAAAUUCCUUCAUGAAGUUUUUUUUGUUUGAAUCAUGAAACAGCAUUUGCAUUCUUUUACAGCAUAUUAGACAUACAACACAUAGUUCGUAGACAUCUUACUAGUGUAUUCAGUCACAAAGUUGCAGUUACAACUGUCCCACCAAAGCGACUAGCAAGGGCCAGUUUGAUAAAAAAAAUAGAUGGCCUGCAAACCAGAACUCAGUUUUAUAAACUGAAGUGGUUUGUGUCCAGACUGUGUACUGUUGAUACUUUAAUGGAAAUACUUGUUUCUGCCUCUGUACAGAACUGGACAUCAAAUAAAAAGUCACUGGAAUUGUAGUGAUCAGCAGUAUGAAAAGACUUUAGAAAUUAUUUCAGGGAAAACACACAAGCGAAUUAAGAUCUGGGUCUGCUAUCCAGCUGUGCUUCACAGGCAGGGAAUACUGUUGGACUAGAAGUCUCAAGCACCAGGCCCCAUGCUCUUGCCAUUAAAACACAAGAGCAGGAUACUGUUGCCAGGGUUUUCUAAAUAAAACUUGGCCUUACAUGUUUUGUAGCGUGAUGACAUUUUAAAUAAUGCAUUUCUUUGAUUAUUUCUUUACUAUUCAGUAGCUGCAUGGAGGAUCACAUUGCAGUUCAAAGUUAAAGCCUAAUUUUGAAUGAGACUGAGUCAAUGGGAGGUGCUGGUGUUCAUUACAUCUACCAGACAGGGUUGCGUAGAUGGUAAGUGCUCCAUCUCCACCCAUCAUCCACCUCCCACACAGAGCAGGAUCUUCCUACACCCUACAAGAGACUCCAGGCCAGCAGCCUUGUGGAAUGAAACAGGGUCUUUCUUCACAAACCUGCUGGUGGAAGAAAACUUCUUCUUUUUUCUAUUUCUUAAAGUAGGUCAGAAUUGACAUAAACAAAUAAAUAUAGAAAACAUUGUGUGGUCCAGGGACCCAUGAUAGGGAAUUUGCAGAGAUUUGUUUUUUGCUGCCCUGUCUCAUACUACACCAUAUAUGAAGCCUAUCAGGCAGCCUUGAGAUCGGUGCCUCCCAUUUGAGUGGUUCUCUGCAAUCAGAACUUAGUGACAUCCUGCUGCAUGAGAACAAUUUCAUAAUCAAUUUUUAAAAGAACAUGACCCAAUGGAUACAUGCUUGGGCUUUAGUCUCCUCUCUACUCAGAUUAUAAAUAAAAAAGUUAGAGCAAAUAAGUGCUAGAACCCAAGUCUCCAUCUGCUCAGGAGAGUGCCCUGCCCUGUGCUUUAACCUGUGUAAUCAUAGCACCUUUUUGAUCAACAAGCUAUAAGUGAGAACUGAUUAACCGUACCCUAAAAAGCACUGUCAAGCUGGUGGUUGGGCAGAGUCCUGGAAGGUGAAAAAACAGCUCUGCAUCUCCUCAAGCAUGGCUCUAGGUGUCCGUUGUCAAAAAUUGGCACUUUAUCUCCCCCCCACACACCCCCAAGGUACAGGCUUAGAGGCACAGCUGCUACCAUCAUGGUACAACAGGCACUGGACCCCUUAGUGCAGUAGCCCAACAUGCUUUUAGACUAUCUGAAAAACUUCACUGCUGAGCAAAAUUUAAGUUUCCUUGGCCUAACCAACCAACAACAACAAACCCAACCCACAAGACACAUAGUCUGUCCCUGCAUUGUGAACCCACAUUCAGUUUCCUCUCUCAACUUCACAUCCCAGCUAUUAAAAGUUCCUUUCUCCCUCCUUCUUCCUGAUAGACUUGAGAGCUGUUCUGCAGUGGCACUGGGGCAGGGAGUGGCCUGGAGGGUGCAAACAUUCCCCUUCUCCAUGACGGCAAACAGCAGCCUACACUGUUGCGCAAUUUGCAGAGAUUUGAGCUGUAGGUGCAAUGCUCAUCCAGCAGAAAAGGAAAGGAAAUCUAGGGCUCACUCAUCUUGGGCAAACGGUUCCAGUAGGAAAUGAGAAGGGCCAAGCCUGGUUGAUGGGCUGGCUCACAGCCACCCCCAUGCAGUAUUUUCAUCCCAUGUUGUAGACCUCAGGUCUCAAAGCACUACCCAACUGCAUCUUUAAUGAAGGCCUGUGCAUCUUAGAUCCACUGUAGGAAAUAAGUUUUGAUGCAAAUACUAUGAUAUUGGCACAGUGUCAGCCCCCUAGGGAGAAUAGAUUUAUACCCCAUGUCUUAAUAAGAGCGUUAUUAGAUCAGAGCCUGAAAGUUAGGAACUCUUGAGUAUAUUCUUUUCUGUGAAAAACGGCGUUUACAGUCAACAUCGACGUCUAAAGUAAUUAUGAAGAUUCACAAUGGGUAUUUAGAUUUACUAACAGGUUUUUCGGAAGAUACUCUAAAGAUUACUAUGUGCCUUCGCAUCUGACAUAGCACCUUUGCUGAGGGUUAAAUAUUUAUGUUUAUCUGACUAGGUAAACUUAAAAAUAAACUCAGUCAUGCAAGCACAAAUUGAAAAUAAGGACUUGAACUGCAUCUGUAAUCUUCCUAGCAGACAGACACAGAGGUAAAGAGUUUCAUCAGCUUUAAGAGGAAGGACACACUGCAGAUCUGCUUGCAAGAACAGACCCAUCCUGUAUUUACUUCCCAUUAUCAAAGCACUAUCCAUGUGAUACUUUUGCACAUUACAACAAUGAAUUCAUUAACGCUUUAUAUCACUACUGAUUUUAUUUAAACAGUAAGGGGAUUUUUUUUCAUGUUAUAGUUCCCUUGAAAUGAACAACCGGACAACAUUAUUUUGAUUUAGAGUUAAACCUAAAUGCCAUAGUUUAAAUGUGAACUACAGUCUUCUGAAAGUUUAUUUGCUUAAGGAACUGACCUGGAGUUUUCCAAAGCAGAAUGAUUUCCAACAGGAAGGACAGUCUAUAUUGCUAUAGACUGUAAAAUACAGUUGACUGAUUGCAUCUAGGAAAUUAACAACUCUUUAUUUUCUACAAAAAAUUUAAAGCUCUUUACAAUUGUAACAUGAGCGUGGUUAUCACUCAAGAUUCCAGCUGACUUGCUAGCAGGAAGGCUGUGAGAGAAGAGCCACCUUAAGCUGCUGGAGUUAGCUCUGGAAUCUCACCUGCCAGAAAGGAACAGGGCUAGCCUGUACCUGGCCUAGAGGAUUCAGGAGUGAAGGUGAUGACAGCUAAAUUAUUACAAAAGGCUUCCUCCCAAGAAUCACUGUCCUUGGCACUAUGAGAGAGAAGAAAGCAACUAGCAUUUGUAAACUAAUAGAAAUAAAUCCCAAACACUAGCAUUUGUGCAGCAAUUACAUGGAAUAUUUAUCACCACUGGAAUGAAUGGUGAUCUCUGACCCUCUAACAUUUUUUCCAGAUUAAUCCAUUAGUUCCAACCCCUUUCUCUUAUCAGUUCAUAAGCCAUAAAGCAUUGCAGUUCUAGAUCUAGAUGAGCAAGGAAAGAGGAGAUUAAUUGUAUUUAUCGUAAUGAGUGAAAAAGGAAGUAGGCUGAGGGCCUGCAGUGAGACAGUUGUUAAAUUUAGCUGUACACAAUGAAAUUGCUUUGUAAACCAAUAAAUUACUCUCUGCAGCUUGACUUGGAUUGUUGCAAUGGUUUGAGUUUUAAAGAACAGAUUUUUAUAGUUAAGUCAAUACUGGCUUCUGGACUGCUUUGGUUUUUAGCACAUUUAAGAUGCAUCUACAAAGCCAACUUACAAAUUAAUAAAUCUUUCCUUUAAUUCAGUCUGCCAAGAACAAAGAUAGAACACUGACUACUCCAGGAGCCAUGUUAGUGAUGUAAACCAAGGGACUGAGGAUUAAACAAGGAUUACCGAGUGCUAAAUCAAUGUGUUUAUUUUUCUGGCUGUGUGUCUGUGGUGUGAAAGUAUGGAUCAUUACAUAAAACGUGGCACAUGACUGCCUGGAUUAAUACUAGACAAUGUUAAAGCAAUGCUGAGACAAAAGUUGUUUGAUGUUUAAACAUGACUAGUGUGCUACCAAGAAAGUGAUGGCAAUGACUAAGGAAGAAGGCGUGUUUUUUCUGUUGUUUGUGGUUUUCUGAAAUUCCAGCCCAGGUCCCCCUACCAGAGUAAGUUUUCCAGGUAAACCUGGCUGUGUUAAAUGCAUGCCCUACUCUUCUAGGGAAUGAUAGAGAUUUCUUUAAUUAUGUGAAGAAAACUAUCGAGAAUUAACAUCAUACUGGGUUUUUUUCUGGCAAUUCAUUUAAGGAUCUUACAGUAUGAAAUUAAACGCAAAAAAAACCACGUCUGCACUAUCAGAUACAACAGAUAAAAUAAAUGUAACUUUUAAAAAUAGACUUAAAUUGAAGCAUACCAGUUGUGAAACUUGCCAACAACAUCAAAGUAAGCAUGGAGCAAGUAGCCAUAUUCUGGACACCAAAUUCUUUAUCCCCUGAUCUUAUGACAUACUGUCAUCCCUUUUGGUCAAGACAAGACCAGCAGCCAGAGUUCAGGCUGGUUAGUCACGCAGCCCUUCUUGUGUAUGGUUUUAUUUACCACCACCCCCUAUCAAACACCACAAAAUAACAGGUCUGUUUGGCUUGAGCCAUCUGCUCCCCUAUAGAUUUUUAAAGUUACCAGCUGCAUUUACUGAGCCUAUUAAGAAUUUUCUUCUCAAGUAGUGACACCCCCCCAAAUACAUGUAGUACUGAUACACACCCCCAAAUACAUUUAAUGCUCAUGUCUGAGGUAAAUUUUGUUUUAGCUAUUAGUGGUUUAUUCUCCUUCAAUACAACCCAUCGCAAAAAUUUUGAUACUAUGAUGUAUUAUUAAACCACACAGUUGGGACUGUAGCAACAUAAUCUCUCAGUUGUGAAUGUUUUGCUUAUCUGAUCAAUGCCAUGAUUAUGUCUGUAUGUUCUAUUAGCAUCACUGUGUAUGCUUUAUUCUGACUGAUCUCAGAGGAAUUUGAUUUGCAGUUUGGUAUUGUAAGAGGAGGAGAAAGAGAAGGUGAAGGGGCAAAUCAAAAAGAAGCAACUUGCCCUGUAAGUUAAGUGAUACAAAGAUUCUGGAAAGCAUGAAGAGCCUUGAAGCAAACAUCCUCCAGCAAGGUGCCAGAUUCCUCAUGGGAAAAGGACAAGGAUGGCAGGGUGGAAAAGUACCUGGAGCAAGCACAAAGCGAUAGGUCUGUCUUAGACUUGUGUGCCAGCUCAUUUCAGUUGCAGAAGGAUUUGCUUUUACAUCCCCACCAUCCUUUUUUAAAGCUGUUAGAAUACUAGGAAAUCUUGUAAACUGCGGCCUACACCUCUAAAUAAGCCUGUGCUCACCAGUGAGCAUAUAUUUAUUUCUCUACUAUGAACAGUCGUAACGCCAAAUGUUACAGUGCCACUGGAGACAGCAGCAGAAUGGACUGAGGUCUUGAAGCAGCCACAGGCACUGCAGAAGAGCCAUCCCAGAGCAGUACUGCCUCCUUCCAGGAGGUGACACGGCACUGAAAAAUCACUAAUUCUAAAAAUUGUCUAUUACAAUUUGAAGUUCUAAUUAAAAGUUACAUUAGACUGAGAUUACAGUGGUGCCGUUUCCUCCUAGUUUUUAUUCACAGUAUGUGUAAAUUCAUAAAUUAGGGCAGAAAAAUAACCUAUAUAAAUCCUUUAACACUUUCUGGACAUCAAUGAUCUCUUGCCUACCAGCUGCAAGGUUGACUGAUCCUGAUUACGUCCAGAUUGGAGAAUCUAGUGAGGAUGUUAAAAUGCUGAGCCAUUAUUCUGCUCCACAGCUCUGGCAUCUCAUGCAUGCAAAGGUACAUUUUCCAGACACCCAUGGCACUGUCUGCUCUAAACAUGUGCUGGCAUAGGUAGGGGGAAGGCUGGUGUGUUGGGUCUACAUAAUAACUUUAAACAUGGCAGAGAAUGUGGACAUGGUAUUUGUCUUGAUGGUAAUAAAAAAAAUUUGUGGAUAUGAAAUCUCAGUGAUUCAUGGAUACAUUGUGUUCACAAAAAAAAAAAACAAACACAUCUAGGCUGCUUUUAACAUAAUACUUAUGGUAAGUAUUGUCUUUUCAGAUUUUUUUGCCUCAGAUAUUUUGAUGACAUGCAGACUUGGCAUCACACUAGAUAGAGACAUUGAGUCUUUAUAGUUUUAUCUCUUGAGCCCAUCUGGUUUGAAGUAGUUGACAACAUGCAGGAAAGGGAAUAGAAUGAAAAACUCACUUCAUGUUUGCUGAAAUAAAUGUGUAAGGUAGUGCUCAAAUAAAAUCAGCCUGGGAGGAAGGCCACUGCCCACCACUCUCGCCAUCCCUCCUCUGCUCUUUUAAAAAGAUCGGAACAGGACAGCCUCACCUGCCACCGCCGCUCAGUGCCAGCUCUGACUGCCCACUCUUGGAGCCCACACCCCAGGCAAAAGGCAGCUGGAGCAUCAAGGGAGAGGGGAAUCAUCUGCCCCCUUAAUGAGUGACAAUGGAAGCACUAAGCAGAGUAAAAAAGCAAACACAAAUGCAGAGCUCUUGUCCAUCAGCCAAGCUAAAACCAUUGAAAAACUAAUAGUGCAAACACCUUACAUGAAGGCGCUUCAAUAAGUUUUACAUUUUGAUUUAUUCCCUUUUUCACUUGAUUUUGCAGUUUACAGAUACAGCACAAGGACCUCAAUCUGGAUACCUAGGCACUUGUGCAAUUACCCCUAUUACAGGCUGGUACAGAACACAGCAACAGCACCAGGAGUGUCCUGCCCUGCCCAUUGGCACCAGGGGUGCGUUAGUAACCAGAACUAGCUCCAGCAAGAGCAUGUUCAGUUGCAGGAAAACACCCUUUCCUUCUCCAUUGACCAGUGACCACUAAGAGCUGUUCAUAUAGAAAAUACAAAAUUCUGUAACCAGAACUUAGGCAAAAACAGACAUAAAAGGGCACUUGCUUUCCCAGUGAGGCACUGUAUGAAAUAUUCACCCUCUCAGGGAGGCAGUGGGAGUCCUUUAUCAGCUACAGAAUCACUCUGGGAACAUUAAGAUGGAAGUUGCUAUACAAGUCUGCAUGAUUUCACACCGUGUAGCAGCUACCCUUGAAAAUGUGUAUGCUCUCCCCUUUAUGCUGCUCCAUCUCCUUAUAGAAUCAGGUCCUAAAUGUGACUUUUCAGGUUUUUGUUCUUAAUCACUUUGUUACUAGUUCAAAUUAAUAAUUUUAACCUAAAUAGAAGUGAUUUAUUGUAAUUAUUUUGUAUAGGUUGCUCUUCAUAAACUUUUUAUAAAAAAAUCUGGAAAAACAUUUAAUUUCCCAUAUGGAAAGAACACAUUUAUCAUACUUUGCUCAGAUAUACUUGGCUGACUGUUGCACAUAUAUGCAAAACAUAUGUGACAUAUUCAAGGCUGAAUUUCAUAAAACAGAAAUGCUAUGAAAUGUGAUAUAAUAAAUAUAUUACACAGACA
Columba livia (rock pigeon) is the source of this 13364-nucleotide messenger RNA. RefSeq names its product G protein subunit beta 1 like (gene GNB1L). The record is from RefSeq and is a predicted model, not a curated record. NCBI's taxonomy places the organism in Eukaryota, Metazoa, Chordata, Aves, Columbiformes, Columbidae. Bases 4103 to 5179 code for a protein of 358 amino acids. Gene Ontology annotation, molecular function: protein binding. The transcript has 11 exons.